Pelobates fuscus (common spadefoot toad) is the source of this 633-nucleotide messenger RNA. RefSeq names its product phospholipase A2 inhibitor and Ly6/PLAUR domain-containing protein-like. Bases 1 to 588 code for a protein of 195 amino acids. NCBI's taxonomy places the organism in Eukaryota, Metazoa, Chordata, Amphibia, Anura, Pelobatidae. The record is from RefSeq and is a predicted model, not a curated record. The transcript has 5 exons.
AUGAUGAGCUUCAUGCUAAGUGCCUUUUGCAUGAUUGCUAUUUUCUUCAACACAGGGAAUUGUCUUAAGUGUCAGAAAUGUGAAAACACGAAUGGUAAAACAUGCUCUGGAGAGCUUGAGACGUGUGAUCAAUCUGUCGACAGCUGCUUGACUACAUUAGUUGUUACAAUUGAUGGUACCAACAUCAUUUCACACAUCACAAAGUCUUGUGUGUCCAACACCGAUUUGUGUUAUGCUAAUUAUAACAUGACAUUUGGAUCUAUGCAACUGUACAGUAUAGCUCAGUGCUGCAAAAGCGAUGGGUGCAACAAAGACAACAUAAAACUGCCUCUCAUUAACCAGACCGAAAAUGGGGUAAGCUGUCCUUCAUGUUUAAAGGUAGGAGGGGAAAAGUGUGUUCCUAAAGAAACCAUUAAGUGUACUGGAGCCCAAACUAAAUGUUUCUCCUACACCGGUGGAGUCUAUAGUAAGGGCAAGUUUGUUGACACCGAUCUAAAAGGAUGCACCACUGAAGAUGUUUGCACCCACCCUGCCCCGACAUACCCAGCCACUCUGUUAAAAGAAGGAUAUAAAUUAACCUGUCCUUAAGAUUGACGUAGCAGCAAUCUACAGUAAAUGCACAUAGAUUGACAG